UGUACACACGUGUUGAAUCUCUCGCACUGUGAAACUAACCUAUCACUGUAAAUAAUUUGACAGGAUAUUUCAGAUAAAUCGAGAGAGUAAAAAGUAAAAAAAUGGUAAGGAAAAAGAUAGACAACCGUAUAAGAACUAUCAUCGAGGAUGGAGUCAGCUGUGGGCACAGGACAAUGUUUGUUAUUAUUGGCGACAAAGCAAAAGACCAAGUGAUGUUUCUCCACAAUAUUUUAUUGAGAUCGACAGUCAAGGCACAGCCAUCAAUACUAUGGUGCUACGACAAGAAUCUUGGCUUUUCUAGUCACAGGAAGAAGAAGAUGAAGGCUAUAAAGAAAAAGGCCACUGCUGGUAAACUCAAUGUCAAGGAAGAGGAUCCCUUUGAAGUAUUUGCCUUGUCAUCAAAAAUACGAUAUUGUUAUUAUAAAGAAACCCACAAGAUCUUGGGUAAUACCUACGACAUGUGUAUAAUACAAGAUUUCGAAUUUGUCACUCCAAACUUAUUGGCCAGGACCAUAGAAACUGUACGCGGCGGUGGAGUCGUUGUGUUUCUUCUGCAGAGCGUCAAAUCUUUAAAACAGUUGUACACUAUGAACAUGGACGUUCAUCAAAGGUUCAGGACGGAAGCUCAUAAGGAUGUGGUUUGUCGGUUCAACGAGAGAUUUUUAUUGUCACUGGCUAAUUGUAAGCGUUGUUUAGUUAUUGACGACCAGCUUCAAGUGUUGCCAAUUUCAUCACAAAAUCUGAAUAUCGAAGUCACUCCAAAAGCAACGGAAGAAUCAUCAGAAUUAGAUUUAAUGAAGAAAAGUUUGGAGGACACUCAGCCCGUUGGUUCUAUUGUCAACUGUUGCAAGACUGUUGAUCAGGCUAAGGCACUGCUCAAGUUCAUCGAAGCUAUUUCUGAAAAGACUUUGAGAUCGACUAUUUCACUGACAGCUGCCAGGGGUCGUGGUAAGUCAGCAGCCUUGGGGCUCGCGAUCGCUGGAGCAAUUGCCUUUGGUUAUUCCAAUAUCUACAUUACUAGUCCCAGUCCCGAAAACUUGAAAACUCUAUUUGAGUUUGUUGCUAAAGGAUUCGACGCACUAAAUUACCAAGAACACGUUGACUACGAAUUCUUCCAGUCGACCAAUCCGGAAUUUAAUCAAGCAACCAUCAGAGCAAAUGUAUUCAGGGAUCAUAGACAGACGAUUCAAUACAUUCAUCCUGCAGAUGCCAAAGGUAAACUCAAUUUGGCCGAAUUGCUUGUCAUUGACGAGGCUGCAGCCAUUCCAUUACCUUACGUCAAAGCUAUGCUCGGGCCCUACUUAACUUUCAUGGCAUCCACUAUCAAUGGUUAUGAAGGCACAGGACGUUCUCUUACUCUCAAGUUGUUGCAGCAGCUAAGAGCUCAGACAGUGCAAGGAAACUCGGCAAGUAAGCAGAACAAGGACUUGGAGGCUAAGGCUAUCAUUGGAAGGAAUCUGCAAGAGCUUACUUUGGAUGAACCAAUAAGAUAUAAUCUUGGAGACAGUGUUGAAAAGUGGCUGUGCGAUCUCCUGUGCCUCGAUGCCACCAUUGGUGUCACUUCCAUAUCAUCAGGCUGCCCUCCACCAGAGGAAUGCCAGCUUUACUACAUCAAUAGAGACACACUUUUUUCUUACCACAAAGCUUCUGAACUAUUUUUGCAAAGGCUGAUGGCCCUUUGCGUUUCUUCUCACUACAAAAAUACCCCCAAUGAUCUGCAGAUGAUGUCCGACGCACCUGCUCACCAUUUAUUCUGUUUAUUGGGACCAAUAGAUCCCAAUCGCAAUUCAUUACCAGAGAUCUUGGUUGUCGUGCAGUUAUGUCUCGAGGGGCAGAUUUCAAAAUCAACCGUAAAUAAUGGUCUAAGGCGAGGCAAGAGAGCGGCGGGCGAUCUGAUUCCGUGGACCAUCGCUCAACAAUUCGUUGAUAAAAAUUUUCCGUUGUUGAGUGGUGCUCGUAUUGUUCGUAUUGCGACACACCCUGAUUAUCAAGGUAUGGGCUACGGUAGCCGGGCCUUGGCUCUACUGAGGAGAUACUACCAGGGUUGCAUACCAAGUUUAGAAACAGAUGACAAUGAGGAAGACAAGACCUCCAUUGCUCAGAUAUCGGAAGAUACGGAAAUCGAUUUGUUGGAGGAGACGAUCGAGCCUAAGCAGAACCUGCCACCUCUAUUGCUCAAACUGUCCGAGAGGCGUCCAGAGCAUUUGGAUUAUCUUGGGGUAUCAUUUGGAAUUACAGAAUCCCUUAUCAAGUUCUGGAAACGUGCUAAAUUUGUGCCUGUUUAUCUAAGACAAACUACCAAUGAAAUAACUGGGGAACAUUCCUGUAUCAUGCUGUCCAACUUGCAAGACGAAUCUGCGGAUUGGCUGGUGAACUAUUGGAAAGAUUUCCGACAACGGUUUAUUCGUCUGCUUUCCUCAGCAUUCAAGGACUACCCGCCUGCACUUUCACUUUCAAUUUUGAUAAAUAAUAACAUCGCUUUACCUAAAACAACAAUUGAAAAAGAAAAACUGGACGAGUAUUUGAAAUCUGAAGAUUUGGAAAGGCUUGAAAUGUAUGGCAACAAUCAAACUGACUACCAUUUUAUAUUUGACCUGAUACCUCCGCUUGCGCAACUUUACUUCAAAAAUCUAAUGGGUAACAUGCAUUUUUCUCCUGUACAAUGUGCUAUUUUACUGUCUAUGGGUCUUCAGCACAAAGGAGCUGACCAAGUUCUUGAUGAAUUGAACAAAACUACGUCAAAUGAUGCCUCUUCGUUGGCAAAAUCACAAAUUCUGGGACUUUUUAAUAGAAUAGCAUCCAAGGCCACGAAAUAUUUUAUGGAAGUUAUCACGAAAAAAAUCGAAACUGAAAUGAAUAUAACAGAAAACACCGAAGCAGAAAAUCUUAAGGUGAAUGUGGAAAACGGGGAAGCUGUAGAGUUAGAACUGGAGGCUGCAGCUAAAAAGUUACAAGAAAAAUCAAAGCAGGAACGUAAGAUGCUUGAAAAGUCUGUGCUUGCUCAGUACGCCAUCAAAGGCAAUGAAGAAGAGUGGGAAAAAGUUCUGAAAACUGGUAAAAAUAAGAAUUUGCUAACAGUUAAAAGUGGAGAAAAACGAAAAUCAGCUGACGACGUAAAUCAAACCCUACAAGAAACGACAUUUACUGACAAACAAAAAAAGGGAAAAAAGAAGAAGAAACACAGCAUAUAAUUUUUAUGGAAUAUUAUUUCACGAAAUGUAAAAUGAUGCAUGGACUAUCAUUUUUUUAUGUUGAAGAACGACAAUAUCACGUCUUGUAAAU
Messenger RNA from Copidosoma floridanum, 3282 nucleotides. Its product is annotated as RNA cytidine acetyltransferase l(1)G0020. Gene Ontology annotation, biological process: rRNA acetylation involved in maturation of SSU-rRNA. Lineage: Eukaryota; Metazoa; Arthropoda; Insecta; Hymenoptera; Encyrtidae. Gene Ontology annotation, molecular function: 18S rRNA cytidine N-acetyltransferase activity; tRNA binding; ATP binding. The record is from RefSeq and is a predicted model, not a curated record. Gene Ontology annotation, cellular component: nucleolus; 90S preribosome.